Messenger RNA from Gadus chalcogrammus (walleye pollock), 960 nucleotides. RefSeq lists its product as uncharacterized. The record is from RefSeq and is a predicted model, not a curated record. Lineage: Eukaryota; Metazoa; Chordata; Actinopteri; Gadiformes; Gadidae. The transcript has 4 exons. Bases 1 to 660 code for a protein of 219 amino acids.
AUGGCUCAGACGUUCGCCUUUCGGAGGCAAGAAAUUGUAGACAAGAAAACAUCUUUGCUCACUAUCAUUGAGAGAUGGCCAGCACUUUUCGACAUUCAGGAGGUGAAUGCAGAGUUCCUGAGAGUGAGUACCAUACCACUUGAAGCAAGAUUCAUGCAGAAGCUUGACGAGAAGUGCAGUGAACUGAUACAGAUCGUCAGAAAAAAGGGGGGAGCCAUUCGGGAGAAGACAAACCUGCUGCCAACAGUACAAGAGGAUACUGACAUCGCUACAAAGAGGGAGAUUGCACUCAAAUGUCUCAUUCUUAACAUGGGAGAAGCAGUGGAGGACCUCAUCAAAGAUUUCCUGGUGUCGGAGAAGGAAGAAGCUGACAUGGUUCUUCAGCAGGAAAGCAUUGCAAUCUUUGUCAUCAGAGAUGCACAAGCCUUACCUCAAGACAUUGGCAUCAUACUUGAGGGACAACAGGUUCUGAGCGAGUUGCCUUCAGUGGCAAAUGCUGUUGCCAUUCUCAUGGGCCUCCUUUAUGCUCUCAAUCUGGAAUAUCCCAAGACUUUGAAACUGACAUUCGAAUAUAUACAGAAAGUCCUCAUGGAGCUGGACCCGAAAGGCAUGACCAACAAAGUCAGGAGACUGUAUGACCAGCUCUACAAUAGAGCUUAGUGGAAUGUGUAUAUAUCUAUUUUUUUUUUUGGUAAUAUACUAUUUUGUAAUAAUAUCCAUAUUAUGUUGGAAGGCCAGCUCUAAGUUACAGUUUAAGUUAAAAAUCUGACCUUGAGAAUGGAUGCGUGGAAAUAAUGCCUGAUGUGAAGGAGGUUAAUAAAUAUUGAUAUGAUGAUAAUUAUUGAUGUAGUCCAUAUGUUGGGGGGGGGAAUUAGAUUAUAUAUUAAGUAAUGAACCUUUAUUAACUAAUUUAUAUUAAUUACAAUUUUCUUUUAAUGAGAAAUAUUUUUUAAUUUUUUU